This is a messenger RNA of Eleginops maclovinus (Patagonian blennie), 2181 nucleotides long. It is a transcript of the gene nudt8, whose product is annotated as nudix (nucleoside diphosphate linked moiety X)-type motif 8. Gene Ontology annotation, molecular function: coenzyme A diphosphatase activity. The record is from RefSeq and is a predicted model, not a curated record. NCBI's taxonomy places the organism in Eukaryota, Metazoa, Chordata, Actinopteri, Perciformes, Eleginopidae. The transcript is spliced from 5 exons. The coding region runs from base 260 to 1498 and encodes 412 amino acids.
GCAGUGACGUACAUUUGCAAUGGGAAAUUCCCCUGGUGACUUCAUCAGUACAUAAUAUGAGUAUUCUAUCUCAACCUCUCUGUCCUAUUCAUAAGAUUUACGAACCAGGGUAAGAGUUGUAGGAACUAUUGUGAAAGGACUGCGCGUCACCAGAGCGCAGUGAGGGCAACGCUGACGCUCAUGAAGCUACUCUGCGCCAUUUUGACUACUGGCAGCCGGCUAGCUGGGCAAGAGGCCAACUCCUGUUCAACUUUCAAGGAUGUUUAGGGCCCCGUGGGUCCUGACUUGGUCUUGUCCCAUAAGGCCAUUGCUGCUACGACAAUCGCCCGGCUCUGCUUUGUCUAAACACAGUACUGCUGGAUGGCAGGGUGUAAGAGAUGUAAAGAAAAGGAGUUUUGAAACGACCGGAGGAAUAAAGGAGGGGUCAUCACUAAAUACAGAGACUUUAUCCUGUUUAGCACAGCUGCCUUUAUGUAACGUGGACUGUAAUAAUCAGAAUCUAGAAGAUGCUUCAUUUCAAAACCUCCUAUCCAAAGCCAGCAAUCAUCAAAUCCCUCAGGUUUCUGGCUAUGCAAAAACCAAACAAGCGUACCCCUCUUUGAAAUGCACUGUCGUGAAAGCUACAGUUCAAAAUCUCAUGACUGUGAGCACUUACCAGAACUGUUUUAUCAACACCACUUCUCUUCAACACUGGAGACCGGCUUGGGAUGUUAACCAACUGUCACUCAGUUUCACCUAUAAGACUCAGUGUAACUUUCUUCAAAGCCAUUUAUUUAGCAGACCGCACUUUGUUAGACCUUUCAGCUUGUCGACACAUAGGCCAUUGAUUGUAAAACAAUUUGAGAGCAGACAACAACCCUACAGCCUCUCUUCCCACAAAACCAGAGCCGUUCAUCAGGCUGCCCCUCAGGUGGCUGACACCUGGAGAGACUGUCUGUCGCAGGAUAAUGAAAACAGGUGUCGACAGAGACUGGGGCCCAACGUGAAGCUGUAUGAAAUAGAUAAGGGGAAACAACGGGCAAGCCAGGGAAAGAACCAGGGGAGAUGGGCGUCAGUCCUGGUUUCUCUGUGCUCUGAUCACGGGGAGCCAGCAUUUCUCUUUACUCUCCGCUCCAGCACACUGAAGGGCAGGCACAAGGGAGAUGUCAGUUUUGCGGGAGGAAAGAGUGAUCCAUCAGAUGUGAAUGUGGUGGACACAGCGUUGAGGGAAGCCAGGGAGGAGCUGGGUGUUUCUGUGGCAACAGAGAAUGUCUGGGGCAUCCUGAAGCCUCUCAGGGACAUGUCAGGGAUGAUGAUCGCUCCUGUGCUAGCUAACCUUGGGCCCCUAGAGAGAUGUCCUUCAAACCAAACCCUGGAGAGGUGGAGGAGAUUUUCACCCUGUCCUUGUCCCACUUGUGUAACCCCCAGAACCGUGGCUACACACACUUUCGCACCGGCAACAAGUACGGAUACACCCUCCCAGUGUUUCGUAAUGGGAAGCAUCGAGUGUGGGGUCUGACAGCCAUCGCCCUAGACCACACCCUCAAGCUGAUUGUCCCUUCUUAGCAGCAACUUCUUUAAAUUAGACGGUACACCUGUAAUGUGACUUGAAGAUUUCAUAAUAACUUAUGUGCAAUCAAGCUCUGGAAUCGUUAAUGAUUUCAUUUAUGAAGGUUAAAACCUCUCCAGUAAGGAGAAGGAUUUUUCCAUUUCUGCACUUUCUGAGACUCGGCUUAAUAAGGAUUUUUUCUUGUCUAUAAAGAGCACCAGCUGUGUUGACGUUGUUGAUAAAGAGCUGGUGUUGGAUAUCUGUCAAUAAGUUGAAGAGAUAUGUAGUAACAACAUUGAAAUGCUAAUACUUUAUUAUACCUCAUUGAUUUUUACCUGAACACUAUUUCAGUAUUUCCAUAUGUUAUGGACUGCUUUCGUUUUCAAAUUCGUUCACAUCCUUUUUAAUUAGGCUUGAAAUCUUAUGUUACCAAAUAAAAGGAUCUAAACAAAGAUUACGUUUUCCUUAUGCGUUUCAAAUGAAACUAGUUUGUCUUACAUUUUAUCAUCAGGGCUCGGUUAUAACAUUGAUUCAGCUCAUGCAUGUUUGGUUUUGCUCUAGAAAUAAUUCUGGACUGUUAUAGACACUGAAUUGAUAUAAGCGCAUUAUGUGGCUGGUUGAUGAACAAUGCAAUAAAGGUUGUUUUAAAAGUA